Molecule: messenger RNA, 1149 nt
Organism: Trichoderma citrinoviride
Lineage: Eukaryota; Fungi; Ascomycota; Sordariomycetes; Hypocreales; Hypocreaceae
Exons: 3
Coding region: 1-1149 (382 amino acids)
Source: RefSeq, a predicted model, not a curated record
AUGGUGUUGUGGUUCCGAAUAGUGGCAUUUGCAGGAGCCUUGUUGGGGCAGAAUGUGCUCGGAGGACCAGAGUUACGGGCUGGGAUGGGGAUACCCUCCCGGGCUUUUGUGUCGAUUUGGACGUCGACGAUUACUUAUGUGCGGUAUGAUGGGAUACUUACGACGGCGACUAGGAUCCAUAGGAUAUCGGAUGUUGACAUUGCGACGAUGACUGAGGCGUCGACUGCUACCUCGACUACUACUGAGACUCACACUGAAUCUUCCUCAUCCAUGACAUGGGCUUCAUCCUCCUCGUCUCUUGCGGCCUUCUUCACGUUGCCUGUCAUUCGAGUGACAAUCACCCCGACAAUAUCGCCUCUGCCGACUUUGUCAACUUCAUCAACUUCGUCAACCUUGUCAACUUUGUCCACCUCGUCAACGUCCACAGCCCCAGAUGCCAAACAAACCGAGUACCACGCGCCUUCCUCCGCACCCCAAUCUACACAUAUAAGUGCCGCGCAAAUCGCCGGUAUUGCCAUCGGAAGCGGUGCUCUCUUUUGUCUCGUGGCAGCGCUCUUCUUUUUCUUUGGGAGACGAGGACGCGGUGGAGGGCGUUUUGCACAUGACGGCGAUCAUCGUCUUUCCAUGAGGGAUGUCGGUGCCGGGCUAGGGGUUGUGAAGACGAGAUUCGGGACUGUUUGGGGAAAGGGGAAGCCCGAUGCCAAGCAGCCGCAGCAGCAGCACAUUGAGGGCCCUGCUGAGCUUCCGGCUGAGCCUGCGGUUGAACUUCCUGCUGACAUCCCCGAUACAGUGGAAUCUUUGGGGGUUAUUAAGCCGGGGAAUGGGUCGACGGAGAGGCGGGUUGAUGGGUUGUCUAUUUGUGGCUUUCAACCUCCUGUUGUGAAGGAGCUGGACGGGGCCAGCGUGGUGUCACAUAAGCCAAUGUCCCCUUCUCCGGACCAACGAGAACAACAGCAGCAGCAGCAGCGGAAUCCUCAACGACAAAGCCAAGGAGUUGAAAUCUCGCCCGUGCCUGACACACUUGGAGAGAAUGGGGGGCCGACUCUGCCCAGAUAUGAGGAGCUUGAUAGCGAGGCGAGAUCGCGCCUGUUUUCGUGGGCUGCGCCGGAGAGUGCGUAUAGGCCGGAUAAGUCAUGGUAUGAGGAUUGA